Acanthopagrus latus (yellowfin seabream) is the source of this 3777-nucleotide messenger RNA. Its product is annotated as homeodomain-interacting protein kinase 2-like. The transcript has 15 exons. Gene Ontology annotation, cellular component: PML body; cytoplasm; nucleus. Gene Ontology annotation, molecular function: protein tyrosine kinase activity; transcription corepressor activity; ATP binding. NCBI's taxonomy places the organism in Eukaryota, Metazoa, Chordata, Actinopteri, Spariformes, Sparidae. Bases 468 to 2087 code for a protein of 539 amino acids. Gene Ontology annotation, biological process: peptidyl-threonine phosphorylation; peptidyl-serine phosphorylation; smoothened signaling pathway. The record is from RefSeq and is a predicted model, not a curated record.
ACGCAGGCACGCACGCGCGUCACUGAAGGCCAUGGAAACAGAACGUUGACCAAAGCUAUAAAAGCUGCAGGCCUCAUUUAUUUCUCAUUCGCACAUUAAACUUUGACAAGUUGACCUACUGCGGAUUUAUUGUUGGAAAGUUGCAAUCUGGGAAACCCGAUCGACUGGAAAACUUUUACUCAACACACAUUUUGGAUUAUACCUGUUCACCUGGAAGACUUCAUCUCAGACAAACCUUUUUUGGAUUAAAUCUGAUCACUUGAAGACUUCAUCUCUGACAAACCUCUUUUGGAUUAUACCUGACCACCUGUAAAAUUCUUUGGAAACAAACCUUUUGGAUUACUUUGCUCCAGGACAGCUACUGCCAGAAGUAGACCAUCUCUAACUGCUGGAGAAGUGGCCUCCAGUUGACCCCCUCUGGCGAGGCACUUGCUGUCCUGACUCUCUGCAGUAUUCUGAGAGACAGCAUGGGAUCCAGUGUUUCUAAGGCAUCAACCUCAUCUUCCGAGAUGAACCCCGUCCAACUCCCCAGAGGAUAUGAGGUCCUGAAAGUUCUGGGAGAGGGCUACUUUGGAACGGUGUUGAAAUGUUGGAAAAAGGACAUCAAGCAGAUGGUGGCUGUGAAGAUACCUAAAUGCUUCGAGAAUGACACCGUCAAUGAGGUUUCCAUGCUGAGACGGUUCAAGCGUCUGAAACUCCACCAACACAACAUCGUUGAGUUCAUCGACUCCUUUCGAACCAAACAUGGAAAGGCAAUCGUGCUGGAGCUGUUGGAUAUCACCCUAGGCGACUACCUUGGUUUGACAAGUUUUGCGCCUAUGCUUCUGAGUGACAUCAGAAGCAUCAUCCAGCAGAUGGGGACAGCAUUGGAGGCGCUGAAGGGGAUCGGGGUGAUCCAUGCUGACCUGCACCUCCACAAUGUCAUGAUAGAGAAUCACCAAACACGACCCUUCAGAGUGAAGCUCAUUGACUUUGGUGUUGCCAUGUCCAGAUCAGAAGCCAGCCAGGGCAAGCACCUGCAACCAAUGGCAUUCAGGUCUCCAGAAAUCCUGUUGGGCUGUCCAUUUUCUGAGGCCAUUGACAUGUGGUCUCUGGGCUGUCUGAUGUUCGUAAUGAUCUGUGGCAAACUACCGUUCAGUGGACGCUCCGAGUAUGAAAUUCUGCGGAGCAUCAUUGAUCUCCUGGGUCAGCCAGAAGACCUUGUUCUCAGUAGUGGUCUACAGACAAAGAAGUACUUUAACUGCACUGAGUCCAACAGCUGGGAGUUCAAGACAUCUCUUGAGUAUUUCAGAUGUCACCUCAGCAGUGUCAAGAACCACAAGCUCCAGUCUCUGGACGAUCUCAAAAAAGUGCGUCUUGAGGAAAAUAAUGAAGCCGAGGCCGCAGAGCGAGAGCAGUGCAUCGAGCUCCUGAAAGCCAUACUGAAGACGAGUGAGGAUGAGAGGAUCACUCCCCGUGAAGUCCUCACUCAUCCAUUUACCACCAAAGACUACCCAAACAGUGGGGCAGAGAAGUCUGAGACGAGCCGUGGUAAGAUGAUGAGACCAAAGGCGGAUGUCAUGAGUAAAAGACGCCCUGCUUGUUCUGCGACAGCGCCACCUUCCACUCUUACAUCUCACAUUCCACCAGCAGGUGUGAUCCUGGUUCGGCCUGCGACGGCUGAGAACACACUGCUGCUGGAAGGUCAGGGGAGCAAAGUCAGUGGCAGGUCUUACAUUGACAAGACCUCAGGAUGUUCAGCCUUCACUUCCCCGUUCUCAAGUGAGGACUGCACUCCAUCUUCCACAUAUCUACCAUCAGGUGUGAUCCUGGUUCGGCCUGCGACAGCCCAGCGCACGGUGCUGGGAGAUCAGGAGAGUGCAGUCAGCUCUCAGUCUGGCCGAUACGAGGCGUCAGUGUCCUUAGAGACAGACAUUGAAAGUGGCAUGGAGUCAUCGAUAUGUGAGGACUCGGGCUCAUGUGAGAACACAGGGGCAAAGAACGAGCCAGGGAAGAAGAAGAAAUUCCUCCGACGUGUCCUCUCCUGGAUGAGAAAGACACUCAGGCCAUGUGUUCCCUCUGUUGAUGGUCCGGCCUGCGACAGCUGAGAACAUGCUGCUGCUGGAAGGUGGAGGGGGACAAACUCAGUGGCAGGACUUACAUUAACAAGACCUCAGGAAGUUCAGAUUUCACUUCAUCCAAUAAGGACUGUGACUGUGAGCCUGAUCCCGGGUCAGUCUGCGGCGGCUGAGAGCAUGCCACUGUUGGAAGGUCCUGGGACAGAGAGCAGUGUGUCUGCGUGUGUGUGCUAACAAACAGUGUGUUGUCCAUCUGUCCACAUUGGAAGUCACUGUCAGCAGAGGAGCAGGCCAUAUAUUACCAAUAGGCCGGCAGAGAGAGAGAGAGAGAGAGAGAGAGCCCCAGAGACACUCCGACUGCUCUGUCAGCCAAAACUAUCAUCAGUGGUGGCUUCCUCCUCACGGGCAGCUGUGAUGGAGGCCUCGACCUCACAGAGAGCUGUAGAGGAACCUCGUCCCCCGCAGACAGUCCCGGUCCUGUCACAGCACACAUCAGCAGACAGCCGUGGUGCAGCUGUCACACACACAAACUCCUCUGCAUGUUCUUGAAACAGCCGUCACAUCUCUGUCCUCCUCUGCAGAGUCCAGCCAAUCAGAGGAUGUGGAGCUUCACCUGGUGAUGGAGCAGCUUGAUCCUCCACCAAGUCCAUCCAGUGCAGAGCAUCAGCUGCCCUCCUUUCCUCAUGGUGGACUUCUGUGAUGUCAUGCAAAUGGAUCAGUGGAUGUGUAAAUAGAUGUACAGAUAGAUGUUUAGAUAAAUAUAUAGAUUGAUGUUCAGAUAGAUGUAUAGAUAGACACAUAGAUAGAUUUAGAGAUAUAUGUUUAGAUUGAUUUUUAGAUAGAUGUAAAAAAAAUAUGUCUAGAGCGAUGUAGAGAUAUAUGUACAUAUUGAUGUAUAGAUAUAUAUAUAUAGAUUGAUGUUUAGAUUGAUGUAUAGAUGUAUGUUUAGAUAUAUUUAUAGAUUGAUGUUUCGGUUGAUGUAUAAAUUCAUGUUUAGAUAAAUGUAUACACAUAUGUUUAGAUUGAUGUAUGGAUAUUUGUAUGGAUUGAUGUUUAGAUAUAUGUAGAGAUAGAUGUAGAGAUAUAUGUAUAGAUAAGAUUUUUUUACAGUAAAACUUUUUAAACUGUAUUAUCCAGCUCAAUAUGAUUCAGUUUGUGCAAUUACAUGAUAAAUACACCUAAACCUUUGAGCAUCACACUGACUUAUUUUAUAGUUUUUUUCAAAAUUCUUAUUUUUUCACAGUAGAUUUCAAUUAAUGGGUAACUAGAAGAUACAUAAAGCUGUGUUUAACAUAAUUGCUGUAAUGAAUAACUUGAUACAUGAGACAGACAUAAGAGCCAAAGCUCAAUACACAUCAAGUGUCAGAAACGACAGCAGGCUUUUAAGCCAAUAACUGCAGUGGUUCACCAGUGGGAAAUGUUCCUUAUACAAGGUAAACAAACAAAACAACAACACAAGCAAACAACAUGUCAGGGUGCUACUUCUAGUAAAUAUGAAUAGGGUGUGGUAGCCACAACUCCGCAAAAAGCUGUUUUUCAGGUUUUAGUGCUUCGUCUACACUCAUUUGUAUUUCUAGGCAGCCAGACACGCUCGGGUUGUGUCGUUGCCUCCUGCUGUCCUCAGUUUGAACAAAAGCAAGUGUCUCUGAAGUUCCUGUGAUGUUGACCAAAAUGUCAGCUUUUGUUCUUUAAAAAAAUACAAUUUUAGUUGAGAGGCUUA